UAUUAAUGUUACAAUGGAAGCAAAGAAGAAUAUAAGAUGAAAGGAAUAAGCAACAGCUAAGCAGGCAGUGCUAUAAUUAUAACUUAUAGCAAUUACUACCAAGUCUUAAAGAAAUUAAGGCCAUGGGUCACCAUUCUUGCUGCAACCAACAGAAGGUUAAGAGAGGUCUCUGGUCACCUGAAGAAGAUGAAAAGCUCAUUCGCUAUGUCACCACUCAUGGCUAUGGCUGCUGGAGUGAAGUCCCUGAGAAAGCUGGGCUUCAAAGAUGUGGGAAGAGUUGCCGUUUAAGAUGGAUUAACUACUUGAGACCUGAUAUCAGGAGAGGCAGGUUCACUCCUGAUGAAGAGAAGCUUAUCAUCAACCUCCAUGCUCUUGUUGGCAAUAGAUGGGCACAUAUAGCAAGCCAUUUGCCAGGAAGAACAGAUAAUGAGAUAAAGAACUACUGGAACUCAUGGAUCAAGAAGAAGAUCAGAAAACCAUUAAGUACAACAACAACAACAGCGGGAGCAGCAACAACAGCAACAUCAUCUUCUUCAACAACAAUGAGCACAAUUCCAUCAGGUUUGGAUCUUGUACAAAUGAGUUAUAACACCUCCAUUGACCAGCUUGACUCUCUCCUCACAACAACAACUGCAACAACAACAACAACAGCAAAGUCAUCAGUGACACAUGAGAACAUAUUUGCAACAUCUCAUCAUACAUGUCCUAUCUUCAUGUUUGAUCCAAGCAUAAAUGGAGAUGAGAGUGCAAGUCCUAGUACUAAUAACAUAUGGAACAUUAACGUAGACACUAACAUGGACCCAAACUAUUUGCCACCUUUGGUUGAUGGGUUAGGGAACAUGGGAAUGGUGGGCAUGGAUGAGGGAGUGCUCCAUUGUUGUGGAGAUGAUGAUCAUGGAGGUCAUGAAACCAGCAGGGAUAGUUUUGGAAAACAAGAUCAGCAGCAACUUAUUAGUGAUUGGAUGGAUUCACAACAUUAUCCUGGUCUUCUUUUUUGGGACACUGCUACUAGUGUUCAAGGCCAUGCAACUCAUGCAACUACUCCACAUCAUGAACAUGAACCACUUCAACAAACCCAAACUAAUAAUAAUAUUCUUAUUAAUGACUCUAUCCUCUCUACUUCUUCUUCUUCUUUCCCUUCUUCUUUAUGAGAUCAUCUCUCUCUCUCUUUGUGGAAAUAAGAGGGUUUUCAUAUUAUUAUUUAUGGGUUAAUGUUAAUUAAGCAUGCAUGUGGAUGCAUGCAUUUGUCAAGUGUUGUGUUUGUCUGAUAGAGAAAAAGGUGGGGGAAAACAAGUUAAAAACAGUUGGUGAUAUUAAUUGUGAAUGAUCUUUAUUGACUUGAUCUUUUGAUAAUAAAUCUCCUUUGUUGUUUGUGUUGU
Molecule: messenger RNA, 1379 nt
Organism: Dioscorea cayenensis subsp. rotundata (Guinea yam)
Lineage: Eukaryota; Viridiplantae; Streptophyta; Magnoliopsida; Dioscoreales; Dioscoreaceae
Product: transcription repressor MYB6-like
Exons: 3
Coding region: 123-1151 (342 amino acids)
Source: RefSeq, a predicted model, not a curated record